CACAAUCGCAGCUCAAACGGUGCGCAAUAGGUUUCGGCUUGCUAAAAAAUUCGAAUUUCACUUCGAGUUUUACACUCUUUAUUUGGACGACGUAGAUACACUCAUUUUCAAGGUCGUUUCAGCAAUCAAUAGCAGAGUUAUUAGAGCUUCCGGAUUGUUUCUCUGAAGUACUACCAGCAAAAUGUCAACUCCCGUUGGUCCGGAGCCCUGCAACGUGGUCUGCCCCAGUUGUCGCCAACAGGUCACCACCCGUAUAGAGCCGAAGGCCACCACCAAGACGCACAUCAUAGCUCUGAUCAUGUGCCUCACCUGCUGCUGGCCCUGUGCUUGCUGCCUCUACUGCACCCAAUGUGCCCGGAACGCCGACCAUCACUGUCCAUCCUGUAACGCUUUUAUUGGCACCUACGAGCGUUAAGGAACUUAUAGCAGAAGUCGUUGCUUUUCCGUGGUCUGCGGCCAGCAGCCGUGACGAAAUGCAAUCCAAACCAUCUUUAAACUCCGUUGUUACCUCUCUUACAUUCCUUAAUACGCAAUAUUUUGAUAGCACGCAAAACAUUGUUGUACCAACUUAAGCUUUUGUAUCCUUAGCACAGCAAUAAAAAGAUUCAAGGAAGAAA
This is a messenger RNA of Drosophila subpulchrella, 617 nucleotides long. Its product is annotated as lipopolysaccharide-induced tumor necrosis factor-alpha factor homolog. The record is from RefSeq and is a predicted model, not a curated record. Lineage: Eukaryota; Metazoa; Arthropoda; Insecta; Diptera; Drosophilidae. Gene Ontology annotation, molecular function: zinc ion binding. The coding region runs from base 182 to 415 and encodes 77 amino acids. The transcript has 3 exons.